UGGAUCAGGUCAGAGCAGGUAAGCAGAUGACAUUUCACCUGACAAGAACGGUGGCUCAGUGGAAAGCUGCGUGUGUGUGAUUGAUUGCUACAGUGACAUUUCCCCGUUUCGCUGAAACUGUCAGUUUUAUUUGUACAUACUGGCUGCCCGUUGAUGAAAAUGUAUUCAACAUUUUCUCCAGUUUUGUCUUUGAUUUUUAGAAAAGCAACAGUCUUCUAUACCAUGCACAUGAUUCUUAUAUGCAAUUGUACUUGAUUUGUAAAAAUUAUAUUUCUGAAUGUAUGACUCUCUGUGAAAUGAUUGUUGUCCUUACAAGGGAAUUGGGGGAUUAGUGGGGAGAGAAGGAAAGAGAGAGAGAGAGAGAGAGAGAGAGAGACAGAGAGGGUGAGAGGAGAGAGGUAGAGGAGAGAGCAGCAUCUGUUACUAGGAAAACUCCUACUGUUGUGUCACUGGGAAACCUGCAAGCAGAUGUGAUGUUGGAGUGAUGCAGACACUGGACACUGGACACUGAGGCUGAUGCUCAGAACCUGAACACGGAAUAGAGGCGUUUUGCUCAAAAGAUGGUGGGACUAAGGAACUGCUCCACAUGGGAACCAUUGCUACUCAAGGCCUCCUGCAUCAAGUCCUGCGCCAAUGGCUGCUCCCUGGGCAUCACUGCACACCUUACCUAUGCUAAUGCUGCCUUAGAGUCCAUAGAAGGUGUUUUUGUGUAUCCUCUCGGGGAAAAGGAGGUCGUGGUGGGCUUUGAGGCGGUGAUAGCGGGCCGGUUGGUGGGGGUCCAGAUACAGCGCAGAGGAAAGCUUAAGGACUGCUGUUUGGAUUGCUGCCCAGGAUCUGGUCUUGAAGGCCACUGUGGGAAUGGCCCACAGUGGGGCUGCUGUGGGAGCUCCAGCCUUGACAUGCAAUGCACCAACGGACAUCUCAUCUUGGACGAAGACCUUGAAAGAACCACCUUCAUCGUGGGCACAGGCGUCAUUGGCCCCAUGGAUAUAGUGUCCGUUAUCAUCAGCACCACACUAGAACUCCCCACAUUAGAAAAUGGAGCAAUCAGCAUUGUGUACCCCACAUUGCUGACACCAAUCGUCACUGGCCAGAUAACCCAAAACAAGAGUGAAAAUGGGGGGAAAUCUGAAGAAACCGGACAAACCAGCUGUUUUGGUGCCACCUCAGGAAAACCAGACAAGGCCCUGGAGUCUGAGCAGCAGUGUGCCUAUUCCAUCUUCACCAGUCCUGCUGCCAACCUGGCACCUUAUGAACUCAACUUCCAGCUACUGGUCAGAGGGGCCUGCCUACUAGCCGGACUGGAGAGCCCCACUCACGCUCUGAGGGCAGAUGCAGACCCCAGUGCCCAAAGUGCCUCUUCGACCUACAUCACUUUGGCACAGGAGCAUCCAUUUGACAGACACAUAGAGAUCAUUCUGCACCUCAGUGAACCUCACAGCCCGUUGGUCAUAUUAGAGAGAGGCAGGCUUUCAUUCAGCCAGUAUGAACAGCAAAUCUACUCCCGUCGGGAUUUCAUCCGCUGCAUUCACAAAGAUUCACAACCCGAGAGAAAGCUGGAAUUUGUGAGGAAGCGAUACCACAAGGACAUUCUGAGCAGCCCCGUGUUGAUGCUCAAUUUCUGUCCCGACCUGCUGCGGGAGCCUCUGGAGCUGCACAAAGCCACCCGAGAGCUGCUGUUCCUCGUUGACCGCAGUGGCAGCAUGAGUGGCACCGCCAUCCGCCAUGUGAAGGAUGCCAUGGCGGUGGCAUUGAAGAGUCUCCCUCCCGGCACCAUGCUCAACGUCGUGGGCUUUGGGACCACCAUCAAGCCACUGUUCACCUCCAGCAAGCUCUGCACUGAUGUGACUGUGAUGCAGGCAUUCGAGUACAUCCAGAGGAUGAGAGCUGACAUGAGAGGCACUAAUCUGCUGGGGGCGCUGUCCUGGGUGUACCAGCAGCCGAUGCAGCGUUCUUAUCCUCGCCAGGUCUUCAUCAUCACAGAUGGAUCCAUCAGCAAUGUGGCUAAGGUGAUGGAGCUGGUCCGGAGAAACACAUGCUCUGGCAGAUGCUUUGGCCUCGGCCUUGGUCCUCGAGCCUGCAGGAGACUUUUGCAGGGCGUUGCCAAACUGACAGGAGGGACUACGGAGUUCUUGGCUGAUGAGGAGCGACUUCAGCCCAAGUUGAUAAAGUCUCUGAAAAAGGCCUUUGAACCUGUGCUGACUGACGUACGGAUUGACUGGUAUCUGCCAGAGAACAUGGAAGCUUUUCUUUCACCCAAUGAAAUCCCUCCGCUCUACCCUGGGAAUCAUCUAAUUGGAUAUUGCACUCUAUAUGACAUGACAAAUAUCAAACAAAAAAGCACACAGGUAUAUGUAACUACAUUCUUUCAAAGAACGCCUGUGUGUGUCUGCAUUGACGAGCAGAUCUCUAAUCUGAGUAUUUUACAGUCUCAAGGACGGGGCUAUGAUGGUAUAAACCGUAGCUCCAUGGGUUCAGUUUUCGGAGAGUCAAAUGAUGAGCUCUCACCUCCCCAUGCCUCCGAGUUUUUGCCAGUGGUGACAUGUGCAGAUGGCCCCAACCUGGAGGAGGCACUGAGGGAGAUUUCCAGGGAGAUCUCCACUGAGUUCUCCUGCGCCAGAAACACGGAUCCUGGGACCAGUCCAGGUGUGGAGCUAGACUGGUCCAGUGACGUGAGGAGGAGGAUCCAGGAGAGCUCAUAUAUCCAGGAGCAGUAUGUCCUCACUCGCUGCUCCCUCAGUAGUGAGCGGAGUCUACAAACGCAGUCCCACUUGCACAUACACGCCUCGUCCAACUCUGACUCGGCGGGCGGGGUCUUUCUCGCCAACCCUCACUCCACUGGUUCAGUGCUGGAUACUGGGUCUCUACCCCAAGGCCUUGAAAAGAUGCCCCCUCCAGAACAGAGAUCAUCCCUGUCCCGCUGGGCAGACUCUGCAUGGCAGCAAAACCUCUCCACAGAAACCCCUGAUAACGAAAAGAGUGGGCGUCUCGGGGGGGCGGGGGACUCUCGUAAGAGGCAUAAAGUACUUGCCCGCUCGACCAUGGCAGCGCGGAGUUUCUCGUCCCCCCAGGGCGAGCUGGAGAUGCAUCGCCUCAGGAGAGCUCUGGAGAGGGUCUCCUUCGACCAAACGCUAGGAGGGCGACUGGACGAAAGCGACGGGGAGACGAAGCCCCCGUCAGGAGGCACGCUGUCACGCCGAAGCCUCACCGACUCGAAUGGACUGCUGUUCCCGGCUUCUCCUCUGGACUGGGACAGCUUCACAGACCCGGAGUACCUCUUCACGGCUGCACCAGCCGAGCAUCCUCCACCAGGUCAAUGCCGCUCGCUUAUCCACGGCCUGCUGAGCGGCAGACCGGUGUCCUGGGAGGUCACCGUGGACCUGGGGCACCUCUGGACCCCUGGGGGCCAGGAGGCACUAAGGGUGGAGGGAUGUGGAGGAGAAGGAGACGAAGAAGGAAGAGGAGGAGAAGCAUGGGAUGAGAUCAUUCACCAACUGACUGCUCGCUCAGUGAUUAGGGACUUUGAGAAAAUGGCAGAGAAGGAUAGCGACUGUGGACAAGGUUCAGCAAAGCGAUACCGCAUGAAGGCUAUCCAGACCAGUAAGCAUUGUAACAUCAUCUGCAUGUACACGGCCUUCACUGCCACCAAUAGCAACCCCAACAAAGGCUUGCAGGACAGCAUGGACGUCCAAAACACAGGGAUGCACCUGGUGAACAGCCAGAGUUCCCGGUCAGGCAGUCGCAGGCAGAGGGCGUGUUCUGCCGGCUUGGGGAGACGGCACACCAGCGGAGACGGUAAAGAGAUGGAGGACACCUGGAACUCUACAGACAGAGAUGACACCGCUGCCUCACCCUGUAGCCUUACAUCCUGGGACUCUAGUGUAGUGGGCAGCGCAUACUCCGCUACAGCCCCAGCGAUGACGGGCACACCGUGCACUCAUUCACAGCGAUCUAUCGAAAGCAAGUCAAUGGAAAGCUUCUUUGGCACCAGAUUUCCACUGGCCAGACUCAGGUCCUCUAUUUCAUCAGGAAAGCAGGUUCCUCUCAAGUCGCACUGUCUGUCUGCAGAGACCGAGAAAGCACCUGAAACCGAAGCUCCAGACUACCUUCCCUUGGUUCAACUGCAGCUGGCAUCAGGAGCUUUUCUUCUGACUGAGAUCUACUCUGACUGUGUUCAGAUCCCCUUGGACCGCCUGAAAAGGGCUUCACCCUACAGCCUGCACCGCCGCAGUCUCAGCCCGCCAUUCCGCAGCACAUCUCCCAGUGCCCCAUCUCUGUCCACCUCUAACAAGCCUUCCGCUGCUCCCACUAGCCACCAUGUAACCUUUUCUCCUUCUUCUUGCUCCCUGGCCAAACCGACCGCCCCUCCUUUCCACCACACUCCGGAUGACACUCCCUUGAUGCUGGAGCCAAGGCUACGCCGGAGACGCGCGUCCGACCGAGACCCGGUCACCUCGCCCCCUGACCUCCCCAGCUCUGAGGAAGGCUCCCUGGAGCUAUCUGUGGGACCCUCUCUGGGCCUGAGCCACGGCCAGGCGGACAGCGGUCGCGGGUCGGAGACGGAUGUGUGGGAGGGAUCCUCGAUGGAGCCGCCCGAUCCCCCGGGGAGCAGCCAGUCCGCCCAGGAGGACCUGGAAGGGUCGAGCUGGGCCACGGCUGUGGCGCUAGCCUGGCUCGAGCACCGCUGCGCCGGCUACUUCAUGGAGUGGGAGCUGGUGGCAGCGAAGGCGGACUACUGGCUGCGGUGUCAGGAGCUGCCCGAGGGGGUGGACCCGGCAGGGCUGAAGGGAGCUGCUAGACAGCUGUUCCUGCUGCUGCGCCACUGGGACGAGAACAUUAAGCUCAACAUGUUGUGUUAUAACCCCAAUAACAUGUGA
Pungitius pungitius (ninespine stickleback) is the source of this 4877-nucleotide messenger RNA. RefSeq names its product von Willebrand factor A domain containing 5B2 (gene vwa5b2). NCBI's taxonomy places the organism in Eukaryota, Metazoa, Chordata, Actinopteri, Perciformes, Gasterosteidae. The record is from RefSeq and is a predicted model, not a curated record. The transcript is spliced from 21 exons. The coding region runs from base 561 to 4877 and encodes 1438 amino acids.